UAUGGGAAUGUUAAUAACGUGUACAGAGUGAUCACUGCAUUAAUCUGCUCUCAUCAUGUGGAGCUAUAUAACCAUAACCUGUGUAAUUUUAGGCUGAAGUUGAAAGAGCGAUGCCUCAAGGGAUGAGAUUAAGGCUUGCCUUAAUUGGAGGUGACUUGGUCAGGAGCAGCUCUGGUAUGGUGGACAGUAUGGCAUGGACAACCAGUGGGCAGAGGCUCAUGUGAUUUGCUGAACACAAUAAACCCCAACGUGGGGGCUGAUCAGACGGUCAAGCAAUCAACCUGUUGUGCUGUUAUCAGAAGGUUCGCGGGCAGUGUGCAACAGUAAUCCACAGAGUACUGUCAUGUUAUUAGCUCUAUGCCAACCAUAUGUACAACUUGCUCCUGCACUAGUACCAGGAUUACACACCUGUGUGAACAGCAUUGACACAUAGAUGCACAUGUACCAUCUGCACACUGAUGAAAGAUAUUCUUACUGGGGACUUGGCACGUGCAGCCCUGUUUUGUGUGUAGGUACACAUCUGUCAUUGUGCAUUGUGAGUUGAUGUAUCAGUGAGCCAAUUGGUUUCAUCAUGGGCUGUCACUUGUGUCAAUGGAGUGCAUGAUCGAUGAUGGGUCUCCCUGUGAUUUAAGCCCCUAGCCCCCCGUGCUCACAACUCUGGAAGGGGGGUGGAAGUUGAUCAUUAUUCUACUGGAUUGAAUGUGGGACUUGAAUCUAGCCAGAAACAUCCCCCUCCCAUCCAGCCUCGGUGUAGUCUUUUCAUCUCUUCUGGAUUUGCCAUGAGGCUGACAUCUAUGCCAGCGACGCAUUAACUUCUUGCUCUAGCCUUUGGUUUACCUGACCAACCCACACCAGCAUGACUGAUAUCGGCGGAUAUGUCAUACUUCUGGUGGAAACAAAGGACCAACAGAUAAAGCUCUUUGGUUCCCCAGCAGACCGAUCUGACUUAGACAUCGGAGAUGAGAUCUUAGAGGUUAAUGGCAAGUCGCUACACAAUGCUUCCCAUUCUGAGGUCAUCAGUCACAUUCACCAGUGCGUACGGUCACGGACAAUUUCACUGCGUGUCAGGAGAAGAAUUGGCCUCUCUGGAGGAGAACCAGACCAAGAGAAGAAGCAAGUGCAAGAAGCUUACGUCAUUGCUGUAGAACAGCAGGCCAAAGACAAGAUAGCUAAACUUGCCCGUCACAACUAUGUCAAUACUGUGGACCUGGCCACAUUACCACCACUUACCAAUGCUUCCGGGGAUGUAAUCAAUGGUUACAGUGAGCCCAGUUACACAACUGACGACGGUUUUUCAUACCCACCUGCAGAAGAGGAGGAUCUCUAUUCGCCCGACACAGGUGUGCCCUCUGUGAACAGUGGAUUCAUCGCGGAGCCCGAGAUAGAGGCCGAGACAAUCAGUGGGGAAAAAUCGCAGGUCGAUUUUGGCACAUUGAAUGGUAUUCAGAAUGAGGCUUACAGCAGCAGCACAGAGAGCUUACCCGAUUUGCGGCUGCAGAACAAUGGCGUAAACACGGUGACAGCAAGUGCUGCCGUUGAGCCGUUUACAAACAUUGAGGACACAGAGAGUGUGAGGUCGUACGAGUACCCAGAUUAUAACGGCCAGGGGGCAGUGGUGGACGAACCUGCACUUGAGUGUAGCGUCAUCGCUCCGGUGGAGCUAUCACCGCAGGCUCUCGAGAAGCUAGACGAGCCCACCCAGUCCUCGCAGCCAGUAUCCGAAGAGAAUGCCAGCGAGAUGGUUGUGCAGGCCGAGCAACAACCACUCAAGCCGGAGAGGGGCAUGCAUCGGGAGGUGGCGGUGGACUGCCCGCCGGGCUUUGUGGCAGCCAGCGGAAUGAAGAAUCCCCCUCCGCAGUACACUCCCCAGCAGAAUGGGGGUUCAUCUGUUGUGCUUAAUGGGACUGAUGUUUUGCCCAGCUCUCAUCCAGUGGAGAAGAGCGGGAAGAAAAAAUCCAGCUCGAAAAAGCAGCGAAUUGAAGAGGGCAGGGGAAUCGAGACACAGAAUGCCAGUCAAAACAACAGUCAGGGUGCUACUCUGGCAUUCCAGCCCGUCAGCACCAAGGCAUUGUUCAACGAUGACCCCAAAGCCCAUGUGGAAGCCGCGACUAAUAACAGAAAAACUGUCGAAUUGUCCCAGUUGCUGUCCAACCUGGAGCAGAUGCAGGCCAAGCUGAGGGACUCGACCAGACCAGAGACCGUCCAGUUCCUGGGCAGCCUCUUCCAGAACCCGGGGUUCCAGCAAGCACUGGAGGUGCACAACCAAUUGGUGCAGGUUCACCAACAGACCCAGGUGCCUCUGCCUGUCACCAGCAGUGCCCAACAAAUCGCUGCUGAGGUGAAAGCAGGAGCCAAGACAAGUCAGAGUGAUGAAGCACAGGAACUCACAAGGAUACUUGAGACUCCGGAAUUCAAGUCCCUGCUGUCGACCCACGACAACAUCGCCUCCAGGGACCCCACCCAGAUGCUUGGGCCCGAAGACCAAGAGGACGACCUUAACUUGGAGAUGGUAGAGGAAGACUCGGUCAAGAUUGUUCGGAUUGACAAAACCAACGAACCCCUGGGAGCGACUAUUCUGAAUGAUGGAGAGGCUGUGGUCAUCGGUAGGAUCAUCAAGGGCGGCAUGGCCGAGCGGAGCGGGCUGCUGCACGAAGGGGAUGAGAUACUGGAAAUCAACGGCAACGAUAUUCGAGGAAAAUCUGUCAAUGAAAUCUGUGAAUUCAUGAGCGCUCUCUCAGGGACACUUACAUUCCUCAUGGUGCCUUGUAAGCAGCAUAACAUCAAGCAACAGUCCAAAGACACAGCCCUUAUUCACAUGAGGGCGCACUUUGACUACGACCCGGAGGAUGACAUGUACAUCCCUUGCCGGGAGCUGGGGUUAUCCUUCCACAAAGGGGACAUCCUGCAUGUCAUCGCCCAGGACGAUUCCAACUGGUGGCAGGCAUACCGGGAGGGAGAGGAGGACCAGACGCUGGCCGGCCUGAUCCCCAGCCGCAGCUUCCAGCAGCAACGAGAGGCCAUGAAGCAGACGAUGCCCGAGGACGAGGAACCGAAGAAGAAGCUAUUCUGCGGCGGCAAGUCCAAGAAAAAGAAGAAAAAGAAAAAGCUGUACAAUGCAAAUGGAAACGACCAAAGCAGUGAUGAGAUUUUGACCUACGAGGAAGUUGGCCUGUACCAGCCAGACCCCAGCAAGAAGAGGCCCGUGGUGCUGAUUGGUCCACCCAAGGUGGGCCGGCAUGAACUCAGGCAGAGAUUACUCGAGACAGACGAACGCUUUGCAGCUGCUGUACCCCACACGAGUAGACCAAAGAAGGACCACGAAGUCCAUGGCCUGGAUUACUACUUCACCACCAGGCAACGCUUUGAGCAAGACAUCCAAGCCGAGAAGUUUGUGGAGCACGGCGAGUUUGAGAAGAACAUUUACGGCACUAGCCUGGAGGCCAUACGCAGUGUGGUGGAGGAGUCCAAGAUCUGUGUGCUCAACCUCCAUCCUCAGGCUUCAGAGUUCAAGCAUGGCAUGCGAAAAACCAGAACCUUCUGGAGGUCACUUAAAGUCCUGAAGAAUUCCGACCUGAGGCCGUACUUCAUCUUCGUUUGCCCACCGUCCCUGGAUCGACUCAGGCAGCAGAGAACCGAAGUUGGAGAUCUCUUGAAGGAGGAGGAAUUACGGGAAAUCAUCGAGACCGGUCGCGCCAUGGAGGACACCUACGGCCACUACUUUGACUACGUCAUCAUCCACUACGACCACGAAAGGGCCUACUCGGAAUUGGUGGAGGAGAUUAACAGAAUACAGCUGGAGCCACAGUGGGUUCCUCUCUCCUGGCUAGAAAGCUAGAAAGGGGCCAUGCCACCCAGGGACAGUUUUUCUCCCAUCGUAUGGCCAAAGCCUUGGGAGUUGCCUAAAGGGAUCAAGUGCCUGUGACGAUAAACAUUUCAGUACAGAAACCUGUUGAUUUGCUGUGGGCUUCACUGUGUGCAACUACGGCAACAAGAAUGCAGCUUGGGGUCCCUUUUGUGUCAUUUUUCCCAUCGAAGCGGUUUUACAUGCUUUGGACUCAAGGGACUUCUGGCCAAAAGCACGCUCUGAUCAUGUCCCAUUAUAUGCACAUCCGGCCAGAAAACGAUCACAAACCACUUCACAUAUGCCAAGCAAGUGAUUGCCUUCUUCUGGGUAAGGCUGUGUCCGACUUGCUUGGCUGCAGCUGGCAAUAAUGCACAAGUUUACAGGGAAUGGCUGUGCUAGCUUAUGGCGUCCAUAGGUACAUGUAUAAUUUCAAGCCAUAGCCAAGUAAAUUUGAGAAGAGAUCAGUCUUACAGCACCCUCAACUGUUUUAUGCUCAUAGUCAAUCAUUCAGAUGCAAUCUUUCAUAUACAGCAGGCACAGGACUCUGGGGGUGCAAUUUAUACUCCACCACAACCCCUCCCAAAAUUUUUUUCGUCGGCCUCACUCUGGUAAGGUCAGGAAACUUCAUGGACCUUCCAGUGUACAUGUAUUUCUUCGACGAGGAUUCCGUCUUCUGAUGGGAGUGAAAAGAGGGUGGGCUUCAACGUGGGUGAGAUUUUAAGACAGCUUCAAAGUGGCUGCCAUGGCUUCAAGUGUUACCAUGGCAACAAGCAUUUCAACAAAAUAAAUCAUCCUCUCCUUAUGCAGAGUUUAAAUCAAUUGUAUGACAUGAAACUUGUGACUUCACCUCUGAUCAAGGGUAAAUUGUGAGGUGCUGCUUAACGGUUUGCAGAAAAGUGCUGAAGUACGUACAGUGUAUAUAGCAGAAAAAUAUGUGCUAAGCGUCGCUGGAUUUGAAGACCAAGAUAUACUAGUUCCUUGACAGGCAUGGCAUUUCCCUGGUUACUUCACUACUUAAGGAAUAUUGCAUACUGUAUAUGAUCACAGAUGCCAAAAAAUGAAGGUACUCUUUGCUAUUAAGCUCGCUGUGAAAAAAAGCAGAAAGUGUUGGCUUCACACGAACAUUGAUGCUUCAAAAAGAUCUUUACCAUGACAUUCAAAAUUGUUUUUGGAACAAAAGCGUGCUGGCUCAUUUCUGCCACUGCAAUGGUUUUUUUGUCUUUGAAUGAGGACUUUGUCUUGUCAUCAAUGUCAAGAGUAAAUGCUUUCUUCUCUCUGCUGCUCUGGGAAAUUUAUGACCAUAGCAAGCUCUAUGAGUUGACAAUUCAAUUGUGGACCCCACCAUUUCUAAUAAAAAAUAUUUUCCUGCAGGUUCUCAGAAAUCACUAGGCGUGAAAUUACCUGCUAGAUUUGAAUAAAGGUCACUGCAUAAUGCAUUUUUUGAAAUUAUGAAGUAAAGACCAUUGCUCGUAAUACCGGUACAGAGGCAAAACUCCAAGAUCAACUACAUCAUUACUUUAUAAGCAGCAUUAAAUUUCCAACUGAAUAUGCAAUUACGGUUAGAACGGUGGUAUUGGAAAUGAUUCCACUGCUAUUAGUCAGUCUAUCAGUGUGUAUUUGAAUUUCCUGAUCAGUCCUGUCUGAUCAUCAAUCAAGUUAUGAAAUAUCAUUGGGCAGAGCCGGCAUGGAGCUUUCAAAUGGUGUGAAUCGCAGCUGCUCUUGAAAUAUUGAAGGAUGCAGCAGAUUUAAAGAAAAGAGAAAGAAGAGUCAUAGGUGAUGACUCCGGACUUGAUUUUUUAACGUGCGUGGAGGUCAUAAAGACCCAGCCCUCAACAAACAAGUAGGGGGUCAAUCCUUGGUCUCAAAAGUGACCCUUACCACGAUCUUUGUGGUGCAAUCGGUGAAGAAUGUGGUGGUAGGUCUCUUUACAAAGUUCGUAUUCGACAGAUAAUCUGUUGAGAGAUGUGUAAAGACAAAACACCACAUUUCUGCCUGUAUUCCCUCCCCCCACCUGGCUGUGGCCAAUGGGAUUGUGUCCGAUGCAUUUUGAUAUUCACCGGUGACAUUCAGCGUACUGCAAUCCCUCCCCAGUUUUCUUGAGCUGUAAUCAGGCCAUAAAAUGAGGAUGGUGUCAUCAAGGUACCUGCAGGCCUGAUAGAAGAGCACAUUGUCCAAAGCAUCUGUGGAGCUGAGCUGGUUAAAAAGCCCAUCAGUUUGAGAAGAUAGCUUUGCUCUUGGCAAGUGAUGCAAGCGGUGCUCAACAUAAUUGAAGUUUGCUGUAACUGAAAGCGUCAAAAAGUUCAGAAAUAUGCCAAUGUUGUCUUCCAUGAUAGUCUGUGCUGCUAACUGAUGGUAUACUGGUCAGUUUUCCAUUUCAUUAUAUCUCCCUCAAUGCCAUUUCCAAAAUGAGUUUGGGGUUGGAGCAAAUUUCUUUACAUUUCUUGAAUCCUCACUCAAAGCUGGCCUACAACAUGGAGACAAAAUCUCCAGGAGAAGAAAUUUUGAGACUAAGUUUCAGUAAACAGAUAUUUAAAAAUGGUACUAAUAAUGUAUCAGGAAUCAAAUCAGUCUUGUACAGACAUCUACGUAUAUAUCACUUCAGCUGUACAUGUUAUCAGAAUUCAUUUGUAGCUAUUGCUAAGUUAUUAUAUAUCUCCAGUAGACUGUUUGCCGUCUUCAACAUGUACAUGUAUAUCUGGUUUUGGCAUUUAUCUUUUUUUGUUCUUUUUUUGGUUAUGAUUUGUUGUCAGUUGUAAUUUAAUUUGAUAGACAGUAACAGUUAAUUUGUACAUAAAGUACCAUUCAUAACUGGUUCAGUGACAAUGAACAUAAAUUAUUGCAACUCAAUGUUUGCUUUAGUUGUAGAAAGUAUAACCGGAACAUUAUUACAAAGCAUAAAUUUGAAGUAUGUUUUCACUUUGUUCAUUUGUAAAAGACAUUUGUUUAGGAACUCACUUAUCCAUGCCUUAUAAGACUGUAACAGAUAACCCACCACACUGUUCAGAUUUGAACUAACUUCUUGUGCUCAUUCUAAAAACAACACAUUUUCUUCGGAACGCAUCUUUCGGGAAACCAACUCAAAGAAAACUGAUCGUGCUUUGGCCAAUAAACCUGUGAUCGUUUUGGUCAAUCUCCCUCAAGAAGUUGAAUGAGAUAAAACAGACAUUUUCAACAGAAAUGUAUAUACAUAUACGUAUUUGCCAAAAAUAUUCAGUAAUGUCAAGUUGACCAUGAAAUUUUAAUACCACCAUGUUUGUUGUAAAUGUAGGCUUUGUAAUGUCUUCCAGUGCCUUACACAGUUUAACUACCAAAAGUUAACAAGAUUACAAAACGAAAAAGAGAGAAAAAAAAUUCACAUAGUUUAAUAUGCAUGUGCAUGCCCACAUUGUUGCACUAUGGUUUUGCAGUUAUAUACUUAUGUACGUUGUACAUUACUGCCAGUCACUACUAAUCUUAUAUAGGAAGCCCCUGAGGUUCAGAGUGUAGCAAAGCACUUUCAUCCUCAUCUUGUAUGAAGUUUGACCAGUUUAUUGUGUUUCCAUUAUGGUUGCUGCUGUGCUCAUACAACUGCUCAAUGUCAUCUAAAAUCCAGUGAACAAUAUGGUUGUUGCUUUUAAGUACUGUGUGUGUUUUAAGCCAUCUGUUUUUCCCUCAACUGUGAAAAGGGAAAGCAGAUAGAAAAAGGAUCUCUUUGCUAAAACCAAAAGAGAACAGCAUAAGUGCCUUACCAAAGUAUUGCUAUCUCCUGGUUCUGCUGUCUUCAAAUGCCCUGAUGGGAUCAUGUGUCAUUUUGGAGCUGUUCAUAAUUCUGACUUGGAUAAUGGAUUUCCCUGGGACCAGAAUAGAUUAUGACUCAACUCUCAAAUUGGUCCCGAUGGGAAUCUAUCCUCCAAAUGGAACAGAAUGAAGCUAUUAUGAUUUCCUGAAGUGACAAAACAUGUCUAAUUUGGUAAUGAUGGCAUUGAAUCCACAGGACUGCAAGUGUUUCCACUUGAGCUGCAGUGUACAUGCUUAAUGCAUCGCUCCCGCAAGGGAGUCAUCUAGCCACUUUGAUCUAGCUGUUGGGUGAAGAAGACUUCCUGUAACUUGUGCAGAAAUCGGCAGUGUGGGCUGAAAGAGGGGCUGGGCUGGGUCAAAAUAUCACAAGUCGAAACUUUCCACUGGCUGUCCUGUUGCCGCAUUGCACAUGUGCAUGCAAAUGAACCUGGCCAGCAUAAUAACAGCGGUGCAGUUCCUGGAAAUGGACCUGAUAUUCAUGGAAAGUGGGCAUCGGUUCCAGCAGUAUGCUAGGCAUUUUGAGCAGCUUGGAAGUUCCCCUUCUGCUGCCCAAAUGCAGUCCUGUGGAUGACGGAUAUAGGUCAACAUGAUACAUGUAUCAUUCCUAAAGCGGAAAAUGUGGUAGUGUGCAACGUACUGACAAAUUUGUGAGGCAUGUCAUUAAAAACCUACAUAUACGAAGCCAGACACAUACUGCAUGAUUUGCUUUUUUCUCAAUGCAGAAAGUUGGCAUACCUACUAAAUACAAGUACUGCAACUCAAGUGGACUUAAAAAGAGGUUUUUUUUAUUAAAAUACAUGUAUUUAUCUUACAAAGAAAUAAUAAAUAGAACAUGUUUUGACAUGGCAUGUUCUUUUUUUGUAUUCAAGUGUUUGUUGUUUGAAAUGAUCCCAGUUGGUUAAUCAUUUCACCAUGCUUGAUGGUAAUUGAAAUUUGAUUGAGUGUUAUUUAUCCAGGUUGACAAUGAACAGAAUUGGCUAAAAUUCUAUUUCUACCAAAUUUAUGACACCAGUACAUGUACUCCCAGAAUUGAAGGGGCCUAUUCCUCCUUAUGAAUUUUUUUUGGAAUAUUCAGGUUUGUUUGGUGUACCUUGGCUGAUCUACAUGUAUGUGUAAUUAAUUUUUUAAUGAACAGUAUUCAGCUUAAUUUUUUUAUGCUAUUCAAAGAUUAAAAAAAUAUUUCACAAGUAUGGGGCUUGAAUCAGAAAAUCUGCAUAUAUAUUUGUAAAUAAAGUUUUUUCUUGGAAGAUUCGUAUUGUAUUUUAAAGAAGAAUUUAUUCACAUUUCAUAAAGUUGUAUUUCAAAGAUGAUCUGAGAUUUCAGAACUGAGGAUAAAAUGGAGGCCGAAAUGUGUUUGGAAAAAGACUAUUUGAAGGAUUGACAAAGAUUUGACCAAUGAUAAAUCAGCAUUGGGACAUGUUGUAUUAUGUAGUUGAGGGGCCAUUCACAUUAGUGUUUAGCUGUAAGAUGUUUGUAUAGACUGAGACUAAUUUUGGUUUUCUGAUAUCUCAAUUUUUAUACCAAUAAAAUCAGUGCAGGCAUUCUUUGAAAA
Messenger RNA from Acanthaster planci (crown-of-thorns starfish), 9173 nucleotides. RefSeq names its product membrane palmitoylated protein 5 (gene mpp5). NCBI's taxonomy places the organism in Eukaryota, Metazoa, Echinodermata, Asteroidea, Valvatida, Acanthasteridae. Gene Ontology annotation, molecular function: protein binding. The record is from RefSeq and is a predicted model, not a curated record.